AAAAAAAAAAAAAAAAGAUGAGGAUGAAAAACCUAAAUUAUAUCCGCUCCUCACUGAGUUCAAAAAUUGCACUCUAUCAUCUUCUUCUGAAGGGGAGGAUGAGCAGGAGUCAUCUGACUCUGAGGAGUCGGGUCUUGACCCUGCUGAGCAGGCAGAGUUAGAUGAGGAAGCUGCAAAAUAUGAGGAAGAGAGAUAUGGCCCCGUCCCGCCUUAUUCACCUAGGCGUGGCUCUGUAGCUUUUAAGUGCAGUACAACAGCUCCUCCCUAUGAGGAAGUGGAAAAACACACAGGAUCAGGAGGGAGGCCGUCACGCAUUCCUGAAAAGGAAGUUAGAAAGAUACAAGCAGCAUUUCCUGUAUGGGAAGAUGCUCAAAAUCAGAGGCAAUAUGCUCCUCUAGAUUUGAAACAACUGAAGACAUUGGUGGAGGCAGUACAGACGUAUGGUAUCAGUGCCUCUUUUACCUUGGCAUUGGUAGAGAGGCUAGCUGCUGAUGCUAU
Molecule: messenger RNA, 498 nt
Organism: Psammomys obesus (fat sand rat)
Lineage: Eukaryota; Metazoa; Chordata; Mammalia; Rodentia; Muridae
Molecular function (GO): structural molecule activity
Source: RefSeq, a predicted model, not a curated record